UUUUAAUUAUAACAACCCAUUAGUUUAAAGAGGAGUGGUAACAGUACUUUCGGUGCUAAUCUAGUAAAUGCUUCUAAUUCACCUAUUUCUAUGGCACUAAUUUCCCUCCCAAAUCCAAGUUAAUAAACUGCCAUUUUCAAAGGGUUUCAGAAUUCUGCUCUGCAUGCAGGUUUCUUUUCAAUCUCAUUUAGCCCUAAUAUAUUUGUGUUAGCGGAAACAAGUCCCUCAAAGAUGCUAGGGAAGAGAGUAUAUCAGAGCGUUGAUACUAGAUCUCCCUCCACAUUUAAGCACCUAAAAGUUGAUACUACCCGGACUUUUCCUGAAAAUUGUGGUCCAUUUGUUCGUGAAAAGAGCAGAAGCAGAAUUCCGAUCUACCCGGAAUUCCCAUCCACUACCAAGCGUGUAAAAGUUGAUUCUAUGAGGAAUUUUCCUGAGAAAUGUGGUCCUUGUGUUCCUCAAAAGAAGAUUGGAAGCGGUACUCAAUGCUCCGUUGAUGCUGAGAUCAAAAGUUGUUCUGAAGUUGCUAUGAAUGUGAUUGAGUCAGCUGAGCCCAUAAGUGUUUUUGUGCCUACUGAAUGGGAAGCGGAGGAAAAAGAUAUGCAAAUUGAUUUUCCACCAAUUCUUGGGCAGGCUAAAAAGAAUGAUUUUGUUGCAACUGGUGUGCCUCCAGAAGAGGUUGGUAAUUCAAGUCAUGUGAAAACCUCAUGUCAACCUACUAAUGGAAAUCAAAAAAAGAAUCUUAUGCAGGAUGAAUCUACUCAACAACAUAGAUGUGAUUGGUCUAUUAAAGUUGGGCCUAUUGAAAAUGGACCAGAAUUGCCUGCUAUUGUUGCACCGGAAAAUCUAAUCGGAAGUCGAACUGAACCUAGUAAGGAAACAAGCAGGAGUGAUCAUCACGAAAAAAUUUCUGAUGAUGAAUCCAGGAGUGGUGUAGAUGAUGAUGAAAUCUGCAUCUUAUCCCCCUUCGAGUGGAACUCACUAAAUUUAACUCUCAAGUUCCGAAGUGCCGGUAAGAAAGAUGGCAAGGGUGAGAUAAUGCAGGCAAAAGCAAGUAGGUGUCUAGAAUCCCUUGGCAAGUGCAUGAUUGAUACUGAAGAUGCAGUCGAUUUUGAGCCAGAUUGGGAUCAAUGUGAAUCUAUAGUCAACAAGAAGCCAAUACAUACCGGAGUUUCUCAAGAAGAUUCAAGGAAUUCUGCUGUUAUGUGUGGUGUUUCUAAUCAUGGAUUGUUAACUGAAUCCCUUGGCAAGUGCAUGAUUAAUACUGAAGAUGCAGUCGAUUUCGAGCCAGAUUGGGAUCAAUGUGAAUCUAUAGUCAACAAGAAGCCAAUACAUACCGGAGUUUCUCAAGAAGAUUCAAGGAAUUCUGCUGUUAUGUGUGGUGUUUCUAAUCAUGGAUUGUUAACUGAAUAUGAACAUACUCAGAAAGUGAAAGAAGUUAGAGAGACUCUGAAACUUUUUGAUGACCUAUAUACUAAACUUUUGCGAGAAAAUAAAGCAGAGAAACAUGAAGGACAAUCUAAAAGAUGUCUCCAUAUAGAGGCAGCAAUGAGUUUGAAAAAUCAGAAAAAGUGGGUAAAUUGUGAGUGGAACUUUGGACAUGUUCCUGGAGUUAAAAUUGGGGAUCAAUUCCGGUUUAGGGCAGAACUUGUUAUGAUCGGACUACAUCACCAAUUUAUUAAGGGUAUCGAUUAUGCGAAUAUUAACGGAAAAGAUGUUGCAACUAGCAUUGUUGAUUCUGGUCGAUACGAGAACGAGGCCCUAUCUUCUCAAACAUUCAUUUAUGUAGGUCAAGGUGGGAAUCCAAAAGUUUAUGUUAAUGCAAGAAUGGAAGAUCAGAAGCUUGAAAGGGGUAAUCUUGCCUUGAAGAAUUCCGUGGAGUUGGGAAAUCCAGUGAGGGUUAUUUGUGGCCGAAAAAGAAUGAAUGGUAAAAAGAGUGAUAUAAGAUACAUUUACGAUGGGCUCUACACUGUGACUAAGUGUUGGCAAGAAAAAGGUCCAACUGGAAAGUACGUUUUCAAGUUUGAACUGAAAAGAAAUCUUGACCAACCAAAACUUACUCGUGAGCUAGUGUCACGGCCUGCAAAUUUAGGCAAGGUAAAUCAUUUUCGUGCAAAUGUUAACAAGGCAAGAAAAUCAGUUACGGAGGUUAUGCAGUCGGAGUUUGUUGUGGACUAUGAUGUCUCGCAAGGAAAGGAGAAGUUACCGAUCCCUGCUGUCAAUGCAAUGGAUGAUGAGAAACCCCCACCAUUCACUUACAUUACCAUCAUGCAGUAUCCAGAUUGGUUUUAUAUCUCUAGGCCUCAAGGUUGCAGUUGCACAAGUGGAUGCUCGGAUUCUAAGCAAUGUUGCUGUACCUCUAGGAACGGAGGUGAGAUUCCAUUCAACAAAAGAGGCUCUGUUAUUAGAGCAAAGCCUCUUGUUCAUGAGUGUGGUCCAUCUUGCAAAUGUCCUCCCUCUUGCAAAAAUAGGGUUAGCCAACAUGGUCCUCUGUACCAUUUGGAGGUUUUCAAGACCGAAUCAAGAGGAUGGGGUUUGAGGUCACGAGAUAACGUCUCAUCCGGAAGUUUUAUAUGUGAAUAUGUUGGGGAGUUGCUUGAUGAAAAGGAAGCCGAAAUUAGAACAGAUCAUGAUGAGUACUUGUUUGAUGUCGGCAACUAUGAUGAAGAAUUUCCCAAAAGGAAUGCUAUGCGUAAUAAGAAAUUCAAAGUUGAGUCAAAUUCUGUUAAGAGGAAGGAUGAAGAUGGAUUUACUCUCGAUGCGGCAAAAUAUGGGAAUGUUGGAAGAUUUAUCAACCAUAGCUGCUCACCGAACCUUUAUGCUCAAAAUGUCAUGUACGACCAUGGUGAUAGGAGAGUACCUCACGUAAUGUUUUUCGCUUCCGAGAGUAUUGCUCCAUUAGAGGAGCUUACUUAUCACUACAACUACCAGAUUGACCAUGUUUAUGAUAAAAAUGGAAAUCUGAAGAGAAAGGAUUGUAGAUGUGGCUCUCGUAAGUGUGAGGGGAGAAUGUACUAAAGAACUACUCAUCUUGAAAUUUUGGACUACUUAUUGAUCAGCGGAUGAAUUCUUUGCGCACUUAGUAGCAAUGAAUACUAGCUUGUCACAUGGUUGUAUUAGGGAACUGAAAUUUCCAUGCACUAAUAGCAAUGAAUUCAUCUAGUUCGGCUUUCAUGGAGUUCAGCUUAGCCCUUGGUGUUGAUUAUUGAACUUAAUUGUUCUUUGUCACUAGAUUUUUGGCCAACUGUAUUUUGAUAAGUUUUGGACAGCUUUUACUUUAUUUCAGAUUUUCAGUACUAAAACACGUUUACCUAUCUUCAGAUUUAUAGAUAGUGAAUGUGCUGCAAUAUUUAGGGCUUGGUUGAGGUUGAU
Messenger RNA from Lycium barbarum (goji berry), 3369 nucleotides. RefSeq names its product histone-lysine N-methyltransferase, H3 lysine-9 specific SUVH5-like. The record is from RefSeq and is a predicted model, not a curated record. The coding region runs from base 232 to 3015 and encodes 927 amino acids. Gene Ontology annotation, molecular function: zinc ion binding; protein binding; histone methyltransferase activity. Gene Ontology annotation, cellular component: nucleus. The transcript has 3 exons. Lineage: Eukaryota; Viridiplantae; Streptophyta; Magnoliopsida; Solanales; Solanaceae.